AUUGCGUAGCUUCUCCAUUGGCAGCGGGCCCAACUCGCCGCAGCGAGUCGUCUCCAAUCUGCGCGGCUUCCUCACCCAUCGCCUCAGCAACAUCACACCGAGCGACACAGGUUGUUCACUGGCAUGCCAACAACUCGUACACCUCCAACUACAACAACCACACCAAAACAUGUAAUCAAACCACACAGCAACAGCAGCAAAGGCAGCAGCAAACACCACAGUUAACCACAAGCAACGACAAACCACCUCAAAGCGAGCAAAGAAAGCAAAGAAAGCGAGUACGCGGAGAAAGGCGGCCAUUUAGCGCAGCGGAAACGGAAGCGGCCAUAUUUGUAGCGAGCGCUAAGCAAUUUCCGGCUGUAAUCAUGACGAAAUCCCAGAUCAGCGCAUUAAAGCUUUAAAGAAGAGUACAAACAAGAAGAGGGUAAAUCCCACAAAGAAACCGGCGCAGAACUUCGUACACCUCAGCGAUUAAUUUAGGUGCAACCAAAAUGGCCUCAUUCCAAAUACCUGUUAUCAACCUCGAGUUGCGCGAACUCAAGGACAUCGUGUGGGAGAAGAUCCAGGAGCCGGUCAACCAGCGGCGCCUCAUCCUCGUGAUCGUCUCGAUAGCCCUGCUGCUGGACAACAUGCUCUACAUGGUGAUAGUGCCCAUUAUACCCGACUAUCUGCGCGAGAUCGGCAGCUUCGAGGAUGGACCCACGCCGCCGCCCCUGAGGGACAAUAUCACCGGCCAGAUCAUACCGGUGCACCACGACCACCACGGCCAGGACUCGGCCACGGGCAUCCUGUUCGCCUCGAAGGCCAUCGUCCAGCUGAUGGUGAAUCCCUUCUCGGGCGGCCUCAUCGACAAGAUCGGCUACGAUCUGCCCAUGCUGAUCGGCCUGUCCAUCAUGUUCUUCUCCACGGCGGUCUUCGCCUGCGGCAGCAGUUACAGCGUCCUGUUCUUCGCCCGAUCCCUGCAGGGAGCCGGUUCCGCCUUCGCGGACACCGCCGGACUGGCCAUGAUAGCCGAUCGCUUCACCGAGGAGAACGAGCGAUCCCAGGCCCUGGGCAUCGCACUCGCCUUCAUCAGCUUCGGGUGCCUGGUGGCGCCACCGUUUGGCGGAGCCCUCUACCAGUUUGCCGGAAAGGAGGUGCCCUUCCUGAUCCUGGCGCUGGUCUGCCUGCUGGACGGCCUGAUGCUGCUGCUGGUAAUGAAGCCGGUCAAGGAGGCGCUGAAACAGCGGAAGGAUGUGCAGGACCAGGUGAUACCCAUCUGGCGCCUCCUGAUGGACCCCUACAUAGCCGUCUGUGCCGGGGCUCUGACCAUGUCCAAUGUGGCGCUGGCCUUCCUCGAGCCCACCAUCUCGCUGUGGAUGGAGGACAACAUGACCACGGACAACUGGAAGAUCGGCAUGGUGUGGCUGCCCGCCUUCUUUCCGCACGUCCUGGGCGUGGUCAUCACCGUGAAGAUGGCCCGCAAGUAUCCGCAGCACCAGUGGCUAAUGGCCGCCACGGGAUUGGCCUUGGAGGGCUUCUCCUGCUUCAUCAUACCCUUCUGCAGCGGCUACAAGAUGCUGAUGCUGCCCAUCUGCGUGAUCUGCUUCGGAAUUGCACUCAUCGACACGGCCCUGCUGCCCACACUGGGAUACCUGGUGGACGUGCGCUAUGUGUCGGUCUACGGCAGUAUCUAUGCCAUCGCGGACAUAUCCUACUCCAUCGCCUACGCCGUCGGACCCAUCAUCGCCGGCGGCGUGGUGGAGGCCAUCGGCUUCACGGCCCUCAACUUCUUGAUUGCCUUCUCGAACCUGGCCUACGUGCCCGUGCUUCGCAAGCUGCGCAACAUCUACGACUUCAAGCCGUUCGAGAACGAGGCCAACAUCCUGAUGCAGGACCCGCCCAACAAGGAGUACCAGACCUACGUCAUGCACGACCAAAAACCCGUGGAGGGCGGUGUCAAGAACCACCUGGAGUACGGCCAGCAGUAUCAGCAGGAGCAGGAGACCAAUCUGGACGACCAGCAGUACGAGUACCAACAGCAGCAGGGAUACCAGCAGGCCGGCGGCUAUCAGCAGGAUCAGGGCUACCAGCCGGGCUACCAGGAGCAGGGCGGCAGUUACGCCCCCCAGGGACAGCCCCGUGUGGCCAAUCCCUUCCAGCAGCAGCAACAGCAACAACAGCAGCAGCCCCAGAGCAGAGGUCCUGCCGGACCGGCGAAUCCCUUUAGGCAAGGAUUUUAAACUGUUGCCCCAGCCCCAACCCAAAAGCAAAACAGAAGCCCCUAGUUUUAAAUCGUGUUCUUUUGUACAUCUCCGUGUGCAGCAAUUCGUUCUCCGUUGAAUCCACUAUAAACUCGACACAAGACACAUAUACAUAUAUUUAGCAUAGACAUAUAGGCAAGUGGUACGUACACUAUAACGAGCAUAACAUGCAGAUAGUUAAUACAGCAGCUAGAUAAUGCCUUGCACCGCACCAAGUUUUGUAUCAUACACGAAUGUUGAAGCAGCCAACUAAAAGCAGUGAUGGGAAAAGUACGAUUUUGGUUUACCUAGGUGGAGGCUAGGGUGCAAAAAAAGAAUACAAAUAUUGACCAGAUAACAAAGUGUUUCUUCAAAACUUAAAAUUUAUUUUAAAUAUGCAGUAGGAAAGAUUUAUUUUUAUGUUUUAAAGUAAGCGACCUGAUAUUAAAUACAAGCAUAUGAUAAAAAUGUCUUUGCUACGACAGGUAAAAAAAUCUUUCAGAACCUCCUCAUUUUUUUAUUAAUGCCGAAGUCUUAAACUAAUAAUUCAGGCUACUUAAAGCUAAAAAAUAAUGUCAAAAUAAAUUUGAGAACAUCUAGGUAAACUAGGAAGUGUCCAUGCCGAAUUCCCAUCGCUGACUCAACGUAUAUAUGCAUCAGCAUAUAGCAGCUAUAUAGAGCGGUCCGAUCGGACAGCCUAUGCCCUAUACUCAGUACUCAUGCAGCCGUUUUCGUGUCUAUCAGUCAGUGAAGCUAGAGAAACCAAAGCCUAGGCAUAGUUAGUCGAUAAGGGGAGGACUCGGACUCCCGCCAUAUCAAAUAUACACAUGCAUAUAUGUAUCAGAUAUUAUAUACACGCAUAUAUAUCUAUAUACAAGCUAGCUGUAAGCGGCUCAGCUGGCCAGCGGACCACCUUCGCCCGAGUGCCGCCGUUCCACAGGCAGUGGCAUCCAUAUCGCAGACAUAUCACAAGUUGCACAAAUCGAAACCCUCCCCCGCCCGCAGAACCAGAGGAACUCUUUCGGGUGUCAUUGUGGCGGACUCGGGUCGAGAGUGGAUUCCCGGCCAGCCCGGCUAUAUGAUUUCCGGUUUGAAAAAUAUUCAGUUACAAUUUUCUUAACAUAAGACACAACCAAGGUAACGAUACAUAUCAGAGUCUCGAUGGCUCGCCUGUUAAAAUUACCAAAAGUGAUAUUACUUAUUGCUACUAGUCUAUACAUAAAUAUAUAUAUCGUAUCAUAUCGGUAACAUACACACCUACGUUUAGGAAAAGUACAUGAAGUGUACGUAAGUUAUACAACCAAUGGAAACAGAAAUCAAUUUGAGAUUCAAAUUCAAGUUUCAUAUUUACCUACCAAUCAAUUAUUAUUUGCUUGUUGACUCUAUGAGCACGUGGGCGGCUCCGAUCAGGGGACUGCCGCCAUAGUAGAUCUUCGAUAGCAUAGCAUAAAUGUGUGUACCUUGUCUAUAAGAUAAAGAUAAACCUACAGAAAAAUAAGAAGCAUAUUGAAUAACGAUUAUUGUAUUUUUGAUUCAUUUCGACUGCACCACUUUUUAGGGCAGUUUACUGCCCCUAUAUUAUACACCUUUUAGCUGGAGCCUAAGAUCCACUAUAUCGAUAAGUAAAUUGAUCUUUUAUAUACAACUCAGCAAGCGUAUAUGGAUGUCAGAAUAUUUAUGUACAUUUUUCGAAUGUGUUUAGUCAGCAAUUACAGUAAAUUAUGAGUACUUUAUAUCACAGACUUUCCAUAUCCGUGAACAUAUCAAUGAAACGGCUAUUUAGGAACUGCUGUCAAUGCAAACCCAGAAUGAAUAUGAGUAACUUAUGAAUUACGAAAGCAAUUGGUUAGAUCACAGUCUGCAUAAAUAUACGCUAUACAUUAACAGAAAUGCACUGAUUUUCAAGAAGUUACAAAUUAUGUUCAUAGGAUUUUAGAAAAUUUAUCGUUUCAAUAUUGUCUUGAAUCUAAUUUCAUUGGUAUUUGAUGUAGAUACUCUAGCAAAUCAAUAAUGUUGUCUGUUUUUAUGGAUUGCUUGGUUUUUAUUACAUUCUAAUUUUCUUUUUUCUUUGGUAGAUAAAAUUAUAUUAGUUUUCCUCAUUUUACAGACACUUACAUACACUUAAUAUAUAUACAUAGCUCUACAAAUUUACAAAACUGUAGAAAUACUCUUAACUAUAAUAUGAAUUAAACUCAUGAAAAAAUCUCCCAUCAAAAGUAUCAAUUAAAACGAAGGACAGGAAGUGGUGAAGGAUAGAGUGUUAAAGCAAACUACAUAUUUAUAUAUGAAAAGCAAGCGAGAAGAAAACCAGAACAAUUAAUAUAGUCAAUAACGUACAUAUAUAUUAUUAUGUAACAUAUUAUAUUUAGAACGUUUAUUUAAGUAGCUAACAAUAGAGUUUUAAUUACAACUAACCAAACAUAUAUAAAUAUAUUGAAACCCCCAAAAAGCAAUAUUUAUUUAAGUUUCCUUUGGAACAAUCAUCUAAAAAACAACAACGCCAUACCCUUAAGCCGUGUAAAAACUGGAAAUGUCAUUAAAAUGUACUUCUAAUAUUCUCUAACUUUAAUAUUUUCCUUCUUCUUAAAAGUGUUCAAUCUUUACACGGCUAACAAGGCAGGAUGUAGAUAGAUGUCAAAUAAAUAAUACAGUACGAUUUCAAGCAUUCAAAAUUUCAAUAGAUUUGAACAGUUUAACCAAAGUUUGGUAGAGCGCAACAUGUAUAUGAAUCUUCCAAUUUUGGUUUACAAAUAUAAAUAUAUAUAUAAAGCUAAGUAAUAACCAUCACAUAAAGUAGUCGAGGGACGGGGUCCCAGAAGGUCAAUAGAGAGUAGCCUGAAGGAUGUGUAGCAGUGCCGGCAAUGUGUAAUAACUUACUAAACAAAUAAGAGCAAAUGGAACGCAUAAACUAAAUGUGUUACAAGCAUAUAAAUAUGAAAAUAUAAGAAACGAUGUAUGAUAAAAUAUAUUAAUAUACAUUUAUAAAAUGAAUUCUAAAACACGAUAGCAGUUAAUUGAAUGGUUAUACUCUGCGUAUUACAAGUGUUGAAUGUUCAAUAGCAUUAUAUGAAUUAUGAAUUAUACGCAAUAACUGUGCGCUAUGGAUAAUUAAUGAACAAAUUCAUUUUUAAUAUCGAAUAUUUACUAAAUGAUAUAGGGAUUUUAACUUGGCAACAAUACCGGUAGCACAGAAAAAAAAUUUGAUAUUUUUUCAUAAGAGAAAUGCCUCUCCGACAGUUUCUAUGUGUUGUGCGUGUGAAGAACGUUUUAGAAAAUUUAAUUGUAUACCCUAGACAAAAUAAAAUGAGUUUGUAAGUGAAGCCCACAAAGUUAAUGCCACCACAGUUCAGUUUUGUAUUGUAUAUAAGGCAUAUUGUUAGUUUCGAAUGUCUUUUUUGGUCAGAGUCAAUGUAAAAGUCAAAGUCGAAGAGUUUCAAGUACAUACUUAUAUAGUACAGAACAAAAUUAUUAAGAAAGUCUUUGCAAUUUGUUUCGGCUAAUGUUAUAGACGUUUGUGUUACAUAUUUACCAAUAAUUAUUACGAUAAACAGUGGAAAUUAUUAUAAAAGAUAAGUAAGCAAAAGCGAAACCGGAAGCGAAACUAAAAUUUUACCAAGUAUCCAAAUCCCAGUUCUGUAACGUUGCUGUUCAAUUUCCAAGUCUAUCCAUCUAUAUUCUAUACGUAAUUAUGUUUGUAUCUGAAUAUCACACCGUUCAAAUAUCCCCAAAGAACUAAGCAAACUAAGUGCUAUGCAUAUCAAAAUGAAGCGAAUCGAUGUUCGAUGACUUAACAUACAUAGCUUGGGCAUAUUUUCAAGGCAUGCCAAAAAAUCUCCUCUAUAAACAAAUGUAAGCAAUAGGGAAAAAAAGCAGGAACUGCCUCAGAAACAAACGCCCUGGAAGUUCAGUUUGAUGUGUGGGAGUUAUCCAGAAAAUUCGUGCAAAAGUCAGCAAAAUCAAGAGCUAAAACAAACAAACAUUCGCUUCGGGUUUGAAAUUUUCUGGAAUUAUUUAAGGCUAAAAUACAAAUAGAAAGCUCACACACAGUUCUAUAAAUCUAUAAACUUAUUUGGACUCCAUCGAAAGAGAAUUCAAAAUGGCAGUCACCUGCUUCUGGCAAUGGGAAAUGUUAUGAAUAAUGAAUUGGACAAACAGAAAAUAUAAUCGAACGUACAUUAAAGCAUACAGAUAUUGGCAUGAGCUAUAGAGGAAAGAUAAUGCAUUAUUACAGAGCGACACACCCAUACACACCACACCCACACACACCCACAAAACACCCAACAGGAACAAACAACACAAAACAAACAUGUACUAUUGAAAUAUAAUUGUUAACCAUGGAAAAA
This is a messenger RNA of Drosophila rhopaloa, 6565 nucleotides long. RefSeq names its product vesicular acetylcholine transporter (gene VAChT). NCBI's taxonomy places the organism in Eukaryota, Metazoa, Arthropoda, Insecta, Diptera, Drosophilidae. Gene Ontology annotation, molecular function: acetylcholine transmembrane transporter activity; xenobiotic transmembrane transporter activity. The coding region runs from base 492 to 2222 and encodes 576 amino acids. The record is from RefSeq and is a predicted model, not a curated record. Gene Ontology annotation, biological process: xenobiotic transport; transmembrane transport; chemical synaptic transmission. Gene Ontology annotation, cellular component: membrane; AP-1 adaptor complex; terminal bouton. The transcript is spliced from 2 exons.